GGAGGCGCGUUCGUUGGCCGCAUUUGGAUCCGUGUAGGAUGCUCGAGUGGACGUUGCGUGUCAAACUAAACUAAACGGAGAUUAAUGUGAGCACUUGUUUUAGGGCAGCUGGAAGAUUUUGCUUCUACGAACAUGGCCGCGGGUGAGGGCAAUGCGCUAUAGACUAGUUCCAACAAAAUAGAAGAGUUUACAUUUAAAGUGGAUAAACGUUAAAACUUGUGGUGAAGAUGGAAACGUGUGUUUUUUUAACCUCCCGGGAUCAGUUCAUGCUGAGCCCACUUGUCACUUGGGUGAAGACCUUUGUUACUAAGCAUGAUGAAGACUUGGACUUUUCUGAACUGUUGGAUGGAGUCAUAUUGAAUGAUGUUAUGAGUCAAAUAAAUCCUCCAACUGUACCUCAAACUGCAAAUAAAUUGAUCAAGGAUCCAAGUCAGAGGGUCCGGAACUUGACUUUCCUUGUUCAGCAAAUCAAGACAUAUUAUCUGGAACACCUGAGGCAGUUGAUUCUGAUUCCUGUUCCAAAUGUUCUGCUACUUGCUAGGAUUCCCCACACUGGACAAACUCUGGAGGAAAUGAAAAAAUUGUUGUUGCUGCUGCUAGGAUGUGCAGUCCAGUGUGAAAAAAAGCAGGAGUACAUUGAGAGAAUCCAGACACUGGACUUUGACACAAAGGCAGCCAUCGCACUUCAUAUCCAAGAGCUAACCCACUGUCCGGACAAGCUACUAGACCUCCACUGGUUGGAGUCCAGUGGGCUGCCCACAGACGAGCUGGAGGUCCUGUCAAAGAAUAUGGCCAUACAUCUUCAACGCCUUCUCGACCAGAGGGACACCCAUCUGGAAACUAUUGCAGAGCUAACACAGGAAAGGGAAGGUGUGGUGAGCAUGCUGUCAAUCCCAUCCAGUUCGCCGUGCACCAUGUACCCAUCCAGUAUGCAACAGCAGCAGCAGACUGGUGCUCAGCAACACUUAGUAGUGGAACUUGCUGACUCUAAGGCCAAGAUCAGACGACUUAGACAAGAGCUAGAAGAGAAGAGUGAACAGAUGUUAGACAGCCGACACGAGCUAGAGAACAUGGAGGGAGAGCUGAAGAGGAUGCAGCAGGAGAAUCUCCAGCUGCUCGUGGACGCCCGGGCAGCCCGGACCUACCGCGACGAGCUGGACGCUCUGAGAGAGCAAGCAAUCAAAGCAGACAAGUUGGAGAGCGAGGUUGGACGGUACAGGGAGCAACUGCACAAGAUAGAGUUCUACAAGGCCAAAGUGGAGGAGCUCAAAGAGGACAACAGAGUGCUCCAUGAGACAAAGGAGAUGUUGGAGGAUCAGCUGGCAGGUUGGCGGGUACGCUCAGAUAAAAUACACCAGCUAGAAAAACAUAGUCUUCUCUUGAAGGCCCGGAUUCACGACAUGGAACAAGAAAGAGAGGCAGAUCUUAAGCGCAUCGAGGAGCUGCAGGACGAAAACUUGACACUGUGUUUGGCACAGAGAAGGAGCAUGGAUGAGUCCCAACACCUGGGAUGGGAGUUAGAGCAGCUUUCCAAGACCACUGAUAAUUCUCAUGGGCAGCAGACUUUAGGUGAGGAAGUGAGUGAGCGUAUCCGCAGUCGGCUGCUAAAAUUGGAGAAGGAGAACAAACAUCUCCUGAAAACUGUUGAGGAGCUCAAAAGUAAAACACAGUCCAGGAAACACAUCCACCACAAUGACAAGGACCGUGUCCAUCAGAAGGUCUGCAGCACAGACAGGUGGGCCUCAUCAACAAAAGAAAACACUAGGUUAAUGAUUCCCUGCUCAGGUGAACAGAACAGCAGCCUAGGUCUGCUAAAUCAGAAGAUAGUUAUAAUAGAUUCAAAAUACCAGCCAGAAGAACCAGAGGGAGUUCAUACAGACCUCCGUUCAGCUAUUGCGGCUCCCAAUGUUCAAGGGAACGAACAGUUCAAGGAUGAUGAGAGCGGAGAACGUCUCAAAGCAGUUUUGCCUGGCCUGGAAGUCUAUGAAAACUGUGCCAAUUCUUCUGUUGGGGCACACGAUCCCUCGCCUGGCUCAAGAAGCAGCCUCUCCAGCUAUGACGGGACCUUCACAAGCCUGCCAGCACGCUUCACUUAUGCCAACAGGCAAACAGAGCGACUGGAGGGCAAGUGCAGGAUGCUGGACUCCAUUAAUCAACAACUACAAACAUCUCUUGCUAACAUUGAGCGAAAAGUGCAGCGAUUGGAGGCUGAGGUUCAGGAGCUGGAGGCAAACAAUCAUAGCCUACGGGCCGCUUUAGAAGAACUCAGGAUUACUGCGCGCCAUCUGGAUCAGAUGGAAGCAGAGAAGCAGAGUUUGGAACAAGAAACCACAACUCUAGAGAAGGAAAAAAGAAAGCUGGAGAAGGAAAAUCGACGACUUCGCCAGCAAAGUGAAAUCCAAGAAGCCAAUUUAGACAACAGCAAUGUCUGCAUGGCGAGCCUGGAAAGGGAGCUGCGCUGCCUGGCAAAGGAGGUUGAGGAGUUGAGGGACACAGCAGAAAGGGUCAAAGGCCUGGAGAGAGACAACAGAGAACUGACCAAGCAAGCAGCUAUUGACCAGAAGACCCUCACCACUCUUAGAGAGGAGCUUGUUUGCGAAAAACUGAAGACUCAGCAGAGAGAUACAGAACUCGAGAGGCUGGCCCAUGAGCAGGAGUUAAAGUUUCUCAACCAAGAGAGUAAACAACAAAUGGAACUCAACUCAGCAGACAGCAGGUUCAAGAUGCUGGAGUCAGAGUUGCAGUUGUCCGUGAAAAGGUCUUUUCAAAUUAAAGAAGAGAAAAUGGCUGUCCUCGAGGCCCGUUUGCAAGAAUCCUCCUCACUCAAUCAGCAGCUGCGCCAUGAGCUCAAAACUGUGAAGCUGCACAAUGAAGCCUUGCAACAGAAGCAGGAGGAGGCAUCAACUGCAUCAAACUCUACGCCACCGAGCGAGAAAGGCAAGGCAGUGAGUGAAUGGCUGCGGGAAAGUCAAGAAGCAACCAAAGAACUGCUGAAGCUCAAAGACCAUCUGAUUGAAGUGGAGAGGAAUAAUGCAACGCUGGGGACAGAGCGUCAGGCUACGCAGGCCCAGCUGAAGCAGCUGGAGAGUCAGUCCGACAGUCAACAGGCUCAGAUCCUUGCCCUGCAGAGGCAAGCAGCCUCCCUGCAGGAGAACAACACUGCUUUGCAGACACACAAUGCUAACCUGCAGGUGGAAAAAUCCACACUGAACUCGCAGAGCGCCUCCCUGUUGGCCCAAAACGCUCAGCUGCAGCAGCAGCAAGCAGGGACAGAAAGUGAGAAAGACAGCGCCGUGCGGGAACUCAAAGGGUUGCGUGGCGCUAAUGAGCAGCUAUUACGCGACCAUGAACGGCUAGCGGCUCUUCAUGAGCGGCAAGCUACGGAGUACGAGGUCCUGAUGGGGAAACAUGGCUGUUUGAAAAAUGCCCAUCGCACACUGGAGCUGGAGCAUCGUACACUGCAGGACAGAUACAACAGCAUGUUACAACAGCGGACCAAACUGGAGGAUCUGGAGAAAGCACUGAAGGAGGAGCAGAUGAGGAUAGGUCUGGAGAAGGAGCAUCAUAGCAGCAUUGCUGCUGAAUGUUGCAGGCUGCGGGAUGAGAAAGAUUGGCUGAACCAAACGUAUCGGCAGCUCCUGAACGACAAUGAGCAGCUGACAGCAGAUCAUAAGCAGCUUAAAAGCCAAUUAAAUGAGACUAAGCUGGAGCACACCUGGCUGGAGGCUGAUUUUUCCAAGCUCAAAAAGGAGUAUCAGCAGCUUGAUAUCACCUCUACAAAGAUCACUAACCAGUGCGAGUUGCUGAGCCAGUUAAAGGGAAACCUGGAGGAGGAGAACCACUAUCUUCUCGGUCAGAUCGACACACUGAUGCUGCAGAACCGCACCUUGUUGGAGCAGACUAUUGAGAGCAAGGAUCUGUUUCACAUAGAAGAACGGCAGUAUAUUGACAAACUUAACGAUUUGAGGAGGCAAAAGGAGAAGCUGGAGGAGAAGAUAAUGGACCAGUAUAGGUUUUAUGAGCCCUCCCCUCCUCGCAGGCGAGGCAACUGGAUCUCUCUGAAGUGGAAGAAGUUGAUCAAAUCUAACAGCCGUGAACACGGACUAGAUCAACCUCUUAAACCAACACUCUCAGAGCCGACUGAGGCACAACUCUCACGUCAUGACAGCGGCUCCAUCCUCAGUUCAGAUGGCUCUGGAGGCUCGGUUUCCACAUCAGCAGGUGACACUAUCUCACCUCAGCGGAAUAACACUCUGAGCAGCUUGGUGUACCCUUCUGCCAUGUUGGAGGAGACACAAUGGGCAGAGAGCUCUGAGGAGAUGGAAGGGUACCAAGCUGACAUGCAGGACAGGAAAAAAGCAUUGACCUCAUUCCUUAGCUCAUCCAUCUUGUCCAUCCUCCACCUGCAUCCCACCACUGAACCAUCCAUCCAACGGCACCCUACUGAGACUGGCGUUCCAGAUGUGUCACAACUGAUAGACAAGGAUCUCAAUGACAGUGCUGUGCCAUCUGGUUUUGAGGACAACGACGAGCUGCAGCAUCACGAGCGUAAUGCAGCCCCGAAUCGAGCUCAAAGUGAGAGCAGUGGUGAGUUCAGCAUGAGUCUGGAAAAUGAGCCCUGGUCAAAUGGCAGCAGCCCUGUCCAGCAGACGCUAUCUCGCCGCUCAUCUUCGUCAUACCAACCACCCCGUGACGCCUCCACGCCUCAGCACGACCAGAAGGCCUCCUCCGCAGCACACAAGGAGAAAGCAUCGACCAUGCCCAUGACAAAGAGCCACGAUUCAGAUCUCAAGCUUAUACUUAAACAAAAAGAGCACACUCCGACCCAAGACUUCUGGCUCACGCGGGGAACACGGAGCAUCAGAAGGGGAUCAAAGAGAAAAGAAACACGUCGCUCAUCCGAUUUCGGGGGUAUGGUCAGCACAAAUGUCAGAUCUAGCUCCAGUAAUACUGAAUGUACCAAGGCCUCAGCUUCUGCACCAAUUACAGUCUUCUGUGUUCAGGGUAAGUCGUCCUCAAUGUCUGGCUGCCUCAAUUGCUUCUCCAAUCCUUUGGGAAAAGAAGGGCGGGUAAAGGGACUCAGGUCUCCCAAAAGUCUCCCUCGUGCCAGCGCUGGGAUUACCACAGCUGAUGGCCCGUCCAGGUGCACCAGCGUCAAUGGCGACUGCAGGGCGCCUGUCAAGACUGAGACUCUUCCUGCAGGAAAGUGCAAUAACAACAACCAUCAAGAAAUAACAAUCAAAGCCAGUCAACAACCAGAGCCUGAGCCCAUUCCUCCGGUCAAACCUCCCAGAAACCCAGCGGUUAUUGUUACCGAAGACCACUCAAAGUCUCCUGUACAGGAGUCUGAUUUCAACUCUCAGUUCACACUCAGCUCUGUCUUUUCUAACACGAUCUUCAGUGAUUGUGCAGGGACUUUGACAACGCCAGACCCUUUUCUCUCAGAGUCCACUUGUAAAGCCACCAGCGAGCCAGGAGUCUACUCGUAACCAUGUAGUUCCACAGGGGUAAAUAACAUCAAAUCAUCGGUUAGGUUAUUGAGUAACAUAACACAUUAGUGUGUUUUACAUAACAUUGGGUCUUACUGCACAGACUGUAUAUUAUUAUGUAUAUAUUUAGAUUGUAAAACAUAUAUAGCAGCUUUUAUCCUGGUGAUGUGAUAGUACACAAAUGGAGGCUUACAGUAGGGAAGGGAUUCAUACCCCGGCCGAGUCAUACCAAAGACUAUAAAAAUGGGACCCAUUACCUCCCUGCUUGGCACUCAGCAUCAACGGUUGGAAUUGGGGGUUAAAUCACCAAAAUUAUUCCUGGGCGCGGCCACCACUGCUACUCACUGCUCCCCUCACCUCCCAGGGAGUGCUGGUGAUGGGUCAAAAGCAGAGGAUAAUCUCACCACACCUAGUGUGUGUGUGUGUGUGUGUGUGUGUGUGUGUGUGUGUGUGUGUGUGUGUGUGACAAUCAUUGGUACUUUAACUUAAAAAAUAUGGCCCCAUAAUCAUUUUGCAAAGCUGUUUGCUGAAAAUGAUGGAAAGCGCCACUUUAAAGUUGAAAUUGCCACAAAACACAUUUUUAAAUAUUCGACACUCUACUGCCAUCUAGCGGCUAAAGUAGAUAGUGCGCAACCCCCACCCACACCCUAUUCGUUGCGUUUCAUGUGUCAGGCAAACUGCGAUGAAAGGGGCCAUAACAAUUCCAUCCCCUUCCUACUGUAUGUCAGAAACGAAAUCUAGAGCUUAAAAACUAGGGCAUAAAUAUAAUUGACUUGCUGUGCAUAGUGACCCCUGAUAGGAAAUACUAAAAUAGAGGACGGAAAAAUACUUCUGCUGCAUCAAAUAUGAUACACUCAAGAUUUGUGUCCCCACUCCUGUGUUUUAGUAUGGUUUGUCUAUCAUUUGGGGUUUUUUUGUACAUUUUAUGUCCGAAUGCUUUACCAGUAUUUUUGGAUUGAUCAUAUUCCGAGUUUUAUGACAUUAGAACGUGAACCUGAAGGAACUGUGACAUUCACAUGUAACAUGUAAAUCUUAUCCUUUGUGUUUUAUCCAUUUUAAUAGAGAAAAUAUUUAAGCAAAAUAGAAAAAAACGUUGUCCUUGUUUGAAUAGUUUUUUACUGUUCUUAUUGGAUGUAGUGUUGCCAGACAUAAUGAUCAUUAUUGUAUUCUACAAUAAUUUCACACUUUGCACUAUGUAAUAACCACAAAAAUGCCAUAAAGCAUGUAGGUUUGAGUCCUUCAACUUCAAUUUAUGGUUAGUAGCAAACAAAUUAUGGAGAUGAAUCUGUCUUUCAUGAAACCAAAUAUCAAAUAAAAUCACUUACCAACAAAAAAAGUUUUGGUUGCAAAACUCUUUUUUUUUUUUUUUUUUUUUUUUUUUUUUUUGAUUCCUAAUCCUUUUUUUUUAGAUAUGAUCAACUUCAACCUUCUGAACAAAAUGAUAAUUUUGGUUGCAAAUCUUUUUUUUUUUGUCCAUAAGGUGUCUAACAUUUUUUGUUCAAGUGUGAAUCUUUGAGCACCUAACUAUUGGAUCCGAUUCCUGAGGUAACAAUUCGAUUCAGCACGAUUCUCAAUUCCAACCAAUUUUCGUAAUGUAAUAUUUGGUAUAAUAAUUAUACUCAAACGUUUUCAAAACAGGUUAGAGGUUAGAAAAGCUCUUUCUGAUUUUUUGAUUUGGCUUAUACCUGAUAUUAAUUAUUUUAUUGAAGUCAUUUGCAUUUUACUUUUUAUCUUAUUAGUUAUGCUAGAUUUUAUUUAGUUUUAUUUAUU
Molecule: messenger RNA, 7259 nt
Organism: Nerophis lumbriciformis (worm pipefish)
Lineage: Eukaryota; Metazoa; Chordata; Actinopteri; Syngnathiformes; Syngnathidae
Product: girdin-like
Biological process (GO): cytoskeleton-dependent intracellular transport; cytoplasmic microtubule organization
Cellular component (GO): cytoplasm; centrosome
Molecular function (GO): microtubule binding; dynein light intermediate chain binding
Source: RefSeq, a predicted model, not a curated record